GCAUAAAUUCAUCUUAUUGUUAGUUACGAGCACACCAUUGCAUCGUGAUCGUGGCAUUCUUCAUGGCGACGCUGUUGAUUACGGUGCAUGUCACUAGCAGCCGACAAGAUAUCAAUAGUCAACGCAUAUCACGUUAAUAGGAUUGAUUAAAGGCGUAAUUGAAAGGCAAGAUGGAAUUAAUCCGAAGCGUAUUGAGAAAGUCCACUUUCAUAUACAAAAACGGUGUGCAGUGUGUAUCUGUGAGACACAGCGGUACCACGACGUCAAAUGUAGCUGAGGUAGCGGUCUUCUCACGGGAUGGUGAUUCCGGACUUACAAUCACAGAUGCCGGAGACACGAAACCAAAGGAUGAUAUGAUUUUCAACGCUCUCGGAGCGACCGACGAGCUGUCCUCUUACAUAGGAUUGGCGAGAGAAUUCGCUUGCGAUGGGAAGGUCGAACAUCCUUACGUCGAUAAGCUUAAGAGAGUGCAAAUGAUUUUAUUCGAUUUAAGCCACGCCAUAUCGAAAUCGGUGCCUGGGAAAACCAGAUCCUUUGAAAGUAAGCAUACCAAAGACCUUGAAGAAUGGAUUCUUGAAUAUGCGAAUCAACUCCCUCCUCCAGAGGAUUAUAUCAUUCCAGGUGGUGGCAAAGCUUGUGCUUCCUUACAUGUUGCACGAACAGUAUGUAGGCGAGCAGAGAGGAGCAUUACAACACUAGUGCGAGAUGGUGCUUUGGAUAAAGAGGCACAAACAUAUUUGAAUAGAUUAUCAGAUUUUCUAUUAACGGUAUCACGCAUCGCAGCCAAAUGUGACCAACGUACAGAGAAUAUUUAUAUUCCAAGAGCCGAAGUGAUAGAGGAGAAAUGAAAGGACUGGGAUUUAGAAAUUUUUGUAGGAUUUAUAAUAAUUCUUUUUGCACUGAAAAUAUAUAAAUAGUCAGCUACAUAUGCCAUAAACAGCUAUAUAUGCCAAUUAAAAUAUAAUUGUAGAGAAUGACUAGCAUCCUGAUGAAUGGCUAUGUUUUGAUAUUAAUUGCCAAUAUUAAAAAUGUAUAGUUUACAUUGUGUGCACUAUAGAUUGGUCAGCACUGGCAGUGAAUAUCAAAACAGCAUAUAAUUAAUUACUUCAUUUGUUUUCAAAUGCCUAUUGCUUAUUGCUCAUCAAACAGUAUAUAUUUUGCAGAGAUUGUAUAUGUUAAUACAUAUAUCUUAAAUUGACAGUUUCAAAUAGAAUACAAAUAGUUAUAAAGAAGAAGUCUACUGUAAUUAUUAUAACUGCAAUUUGAAUAAAAAAAAAUAUUUAUUGCAAUUUUAUCAAAGUAAUAGUGUUAUGAUAAAGAUAUUAAUUUUAUGACAUAUAUAUGUAGAUAGAAUUUAUUUAAAUAAGAUUUGUAAAUAUGCAAAUGCAAACAAAUUACUUUAUUAAUUAUAUUGUUAUUAACAAAGAGUUGUAUCAACAUAUACUUGAAUUAUACUUAAUAAAUAUGAAUCUUUAUAGACAAUAGUUGAUUAAAAAAAAAUAAAUCUGUUUACUAUUUA
Molecule: messenger RNA, 1519 nt
Organism: Cataglyphis hispanica
Lineage: Eukaryota; Metazoa; Arthropoda; Insecta; Hymenoptera; Formicidae
Product: corrinoid adenosyltransferase MMAB-like
Exons: 3
Coding region: 171-848 (225 amino acids)
Molecular function (GO): corrinoid adenosyltransferase activity
Source: RefSeq, a predicted model, not a curated record